Eimeria acervulina is the source of this 412-nucleotide messenger RNA. RefSeq lists its product as hypothetical. Lineage: Eukaryota; Apicomplexa; Conoidasida; Eucoccidiorida; Eimeriidae. The record is from RefSeq and is a predicted model, not a curated record. The annotation marks the transcript as partial. The transcript has a single exon.
AACUGCAGCUUUUGCUGUUCCCAGCAGCAGCAGCAACAGCAGCAAUAACAGCAGCAAGAGCUGCAGCAGCAGCUACAGCAGCAACGGCAAAAGAAAUUGUAGCAAUAGCAGCAGCAGCAACAGCCCCAGGAGCAGCAGCACCACCACCACCUACAGCAGCAGCAACAGCAGCAGCAGCAGCACCCCGAACAACAACAGCAGCAGCAGCAGCACCUCCAACAGCAGCAGCAGCAGCAGCACCCCCAACAGCAGCAGCAGCACCACAACCACCACCAGCACCUCUAACACCAGCAGCAGCAGCAGCAGCAGCAGCACUCCCAGCAGUAGCAGCAGCAGCAGCAGCAGCAGCACUCCCAGCAGUAGCAGCAGCAGCAGCAGCAGCAACAGAGUUGAUGUACGUGGUAGCCCCUAG